Schistocerca nitens (vagrant locust) is the source of this 6393-nucleotide messenger RNA. It is a transcript of the gene boi, whose product is annotated as interference hedgehog. Gene Ontology annotation, biological process: axon guidance; cell-cell adhesion. Gene Ontology annotation, cellular component: plasma membrane; axon. Gene Ontology annotation, molecular function: protein binding. The record is from RefSeq and is a predicted model, not a curated record. Bases 302 to 2914 code for a protein of 870 amino acids. NCBI's taxonomy places the organism in Eukaryota, Metazoa, Arthropoda, Insecta, Orthoptera, Acrididae. The transcript has 15 exons.
GCGUGAUUCCGCAGUGCGUUCUGACGUGCCGUCGCGACCAUCUCGUUUCGGCUGACAGUUGCUGCCUGCGGCUGGAAGCGCAUCGCUUCAGCUCGAUCGCGUGUCGUAUUCACCGUGUGUGCGUGGGUAGCAAAAUUUUGACGGCUGUUUCUGAGUGUGUGCGGUUUCUCUCUGCUGUGGCGGCAGCAGGGGCUAUGAGUCUGGCUGCGUGAAGGGAGAAGCGGAGAGGAAAAAGGAAGGACGAAGCGGGGAGAGGCGAGAGGCUUCCAAGACGGCGCGACGCGCAAGGAAUGCGGCCAGCAUGGCGGUGUCGCAGGUGCUGUGGCGGCUGUCCGCCGCGCCUCUGCUGUUGGCAGCACUGACCGUCGUCCGCGCUGCAGACAUGACGCAGCUGUUCCUUCGGAGCCCUGAGGACGCGGUAGCGCCGCUGGGGGACCGCGUCUCGUUCGACUGCCGGCUGCGCUCGGGGGCGGACCGCAUCCGCUGGAAACACGCCGGCCGCUUCGUGUCGCACGUGCCGCAGCAGGCGCAGUCGACGUCGGCGUCGUCCCACGCGCAGCAGUCACCGCACCCGGCCCCCUCCGGCGCCAACGGCGGCAAGGGCCGCGUACGGUCCAGCUACCAGGUGCACGUCACCAGCUACGACCAGGCCGGCGACUACCAGUGCGUGGCGUGGUUCGGCGCGGCGGCCCUGGUGUCGACGCCUGCACAGUUGCUGGUGGCCCGGCUGGACCCCUUCCCUGGUGGCGACGGGCCGAGCCAGCAGGUGGAGGUGCACGUGGCCGUGGGUGGAAGUCUGGUGCUGCCCUGCCAGCCGCCCCCGAGUGUGCCACCACCCGCGCUACUCUUCUACCGGGACGAACACCGUCUCCAGCCCAGGAGCGCCGCUGCUCAAGCCGGACCAGGAAGACUGCUCCUUACUUCCCUGAGCGAGUCUGACUCUGGUAACUACACGUGUGAGGCUGUGAAUGACAUCACAGGGCAGCUGGUGAGGUCACCCCGUAUCUUCUCUGUGACUGUCACGAGGGACCCACCGCGCUCAGCGCCCCGUUUCCUGGAUGACCCCGUCCCACUGCGGAGGUACCCUGUCAGGGCAGGUGAUAAUGUGACAUUACCCUGCUGGGCACUCGGACAUCCGACUCCAGUGACGAACUGGUUCCGAGAAGGUAACCACAAAUUGCACCCCACGCGCUCUGCCAUGGUUCCUGGUGGACUGAUGCUGACAGGGACCACACUGGAAGAUACAGGCCGCUACAAGUGCAUCUUGGAAAAUUCACUAGGUUCUGUCUCGCUGGAAGCACUAGUUGAAGUUUUGGAGCCACCAGUCCUGGUGAGAGGCCCGAAGGUGGAUCGAGUGCAGCAAGGAGACAAUGUUGUUCUCGAGUGCGAGUUUCGAGGGUCUCCACAACCCAACAUCACGUGGGUCUUCAACGGAAACUCUGUGACCAAUGACAGCCACAUCACAGUUAUCAGAGGAAAUCUUGCCAUACAGAAUGCUGACCUAAAGCACGCUGGCAUAUUCCAGUGCUUUGGCCGAAAUGAGCUUGGGUCAGUCUUUGGAUCUGCAAUGGUGGAAGUCGCCCCUAAUGCUGUUAGCAUAAAUCCAGAUGACAUCGGAGCAGAUGGCACUGAUAUCGGUGAUGGCAGUGCUGGUGGCAGUUCUGGUAAGAAGUCAGAGGGGCCCCACAAAGGCACCAAGGACCGCAGAAAGAUCAACCAUGGCCAUGUACGUAUGAUUCCUCCCUCGAGGCCACAUGUCACACGCCUCUCAGACACAUCGGUGAUGGUGCGCUGGAAGGUGACCCCGAAUCAUGGUCUGCCCAUCCAGUUCUUCAAAGUCCAGUACAGCCACAAGGGCCACGGGGGUUCGGGAGGUGGUGGCAAGCACCAGAACUGGAUGACCAACAAUGGGGACAUACCACCCUACAUACACACGUAUGAGGUGGACAACCUGGAGCCCAACCAGACAUAUCGGUUUCGCAUUGCUGCUGCCUACUCCAAUGAUGACAAUAAACUGAGCCCUAACCUGCGACACUUCCACCUGAAGUCGGACGUCGGCAUACACCUUCCGGCACCGACUCUCUACAGGACAUCUGCCCUGUCUCCUACGUCUAUCAAGCUCUACUGGAAGCAGUCAGAGCCGGCAGAGCUGGAAGGCUUCUACAUUUACUACCGGCCGGCGAGCACGGCCGGGGACUACUUGCACGUCACGGUGGAGGACCCGCAGGCAGACACAUUCGAUGUGGAGCACCUGCAGCCCGACACCACCUACGAGGUGAAGCUGCAGGGCUUCGUGAAAGAAGCUGCCUCGGCCUUCAGUGCCAUACUCACCCAGAAGACUCUGCCUCUGCCCGUGACAGAGCCACCAGUUUCCGGAGCAGACAGCACCGUGGACGGGGCCAACAGUGCACAGGUGCUGGUAAAGACGGUGGAGGCGAGCGGGGCGGGCACCCUCUAUCUCGCCGUCGGCUGCAGCGUGGGCGUGAUCGUCGUCGUGUUGGUGGCAGCUACCGUCGUCUGGCUGCUCUACCGUCGGAAGGUCUCUGCGAGGGCUGGAGAGCGAGGGAGUGAUAGCCGGGACAAAUUCCCAGAGAUCACGGCGGUUGCCAAGGGCGGGCGCGGGGGUGGCCAGCAGAACGGUCGACCCCCGCAGCGGCUGCCGCAGACACAGCAACCGCUGGCCAACGGGAAGCUCACCAUCACCACGAACCCCCUGGCAGAGGCCGAGGAUGAGAGCCUGAUGGAGGCAGCGCGCAGCCAGAACAACAACUGCGAGGGCGUGGACCCGGCCACGGGGGCGUCGGUCCCUGCUGGCUCCACGGAGCUCGCCUGCUGGCGGCAGCAGCAACAGCAGCAGCCACAAGCGCCGAUCCCGUACUCGUCCUCGAAUCUUCCCCCAGAAAACUACGUGUGAGCACCCGAAGCUGUCAUCACAUUUGUAGCAUACAAACACACUUUUAGAUGCAAAUAGUGAGACUGCUGCAGUACCAUCAUUUCAGAAAGUGCUGUAAGAAAAAAAAUAGUACCUGCGAUACCUUAGUGAUGCAGUGUGGUGCAGAUCACUUGAAUGUGUCGAGUCUGUGGCUUUCCGUUUGUGCACUGUGGAUGUACACUUAUCACCAGACAUGUGGUGUAUCCGUAAGAAAUGAAGACUAUGAAUACAGUGCAUUGCUCCUUUACUAGCUUCUAUUUUGGUAAAAUAGUUAACAGCCGUAACUCCGUCCUGAAACUAAUCUCUUCCUACUGCAGUAACAUGGCCAGUGCCGUGGGCUGGAAGGUGCUUGUGAUUCGUGAAGGACACCUUUUUCUGGUGCUACACCUAUCAGACUUCAACUUUCAGCUUAUUUACUUGAGAAGAGAGACUGAACCCAUGCCCACAGAUCCAGUUUGUGGGCAGCAUACAAACGUCUUGUGUUCUUUACUAAACUGGAAUGUGUACAAUUUAUUUCAUUGUGUAGCUCUUUUAUCAUGAAAUGUUCUUAGCUUGUGCCUGGUAUCCCCUUGGAGCAGUAGAUAGGUACACAGUCAUAUGAGAUAGAGAUUGUGAGGGGGACUUCCUUUCCAAAUUUCACUAUUUAAAGAUAUCACACUUUCUUACUUCAGACAGUUAUUAAAUUGAGACUUCCUCGUCCUUCCCUAUAUUAUGCAGUGGGGAUUGGGGUGGGGAGGCAGUGAGGAAGAGUAUACAGAGGAAUCAAGCAGUUAAAUUCUAUCUCCAGUGAUUUUUUUGCAUCCACGAAUCAUGAAUCACUGAACCCAAAGAACCAAAAAGAAGUAAAGAGGAAGAGAAAAGAAAAAUGUUUGUUGAAUGCACAAUUCAGAAAUUAGAAGUAGUUGUGAGAGGAGUCAAUCUAAAAGUAGAGACAUUUUUAUUGAAGAUAAUGAAAGAGAAAUUAAUUUGCAACAUAUUUUGGUAUCUCUGCUAUUUUACUAUGUACCACUAUUCGAAUUUAAACAUUCAUUGUAGUGCUACACAAGCUUUCUGCACACUCAGUUGCUGUUAAAUUGCUGAAUGUCUCAUUAGCAUCCUCUUUCCGUUUACUGUUAUUUCCAUUGUGCUUUUCGCAAAAAAAGAAUCCUUCAAUUUCAGAGAAACAUGGUAAUCACUUGGGGCCGAGUCUGGCCCGUUAAGGAGAAUGUCCAAAAACUUCGCAUUCUGCCUACAUAACUGUAGGUCAGUCAGAUGGUUCUUCAUUAAAAGUAUUUGUUCAUCCAACAUUAAACAUUUUCGAACUGAAGUUUUAUUCAUAACAUUUCCAAGAAGUCCAGUUAUCAGUGCAUACAUUUUGAUGAGGGCAGAUAUUUUUUUUUUUUUUUUUUUUCAUUCAGAAACCACAUUACACCAUGAGCCUCACACUUGGUGGUACAGUUACUUUUGUCACACAUUUUAGAAUCGGACUACUAAACAGUAAACGAUUGUUCCCGCUUUUUCUUAGUGUCACACUGGAGCCAGUGAUUAUGAAGGUCUCUGACAUUAUGGAGGGGUGGGGGGAGAGUUUCACAGAGUCUCUCUUGUAUUUGGGAAAUUCCAUCCUUGUGGCAUUUUCACUUGAAGUGUAACACAGUUUUGAAGGAAUGGAGAGUUUGUUCAGUCACUUAAAUUAAUGGACAAACAGAUACUGCAAAACACUCCGUAUAAGAAUAACUAAGGGAAAAGUACGUCAUCUCAGAAAAUCAGAAAAUAAAAGGAAUUUGAUACAUCUAGUGGGACAGUUAUGUAAACAGAAUGUUUUUUUUAAAGAGAAAUAACCAUUAUGUUUACAUAACUGUCCCACUAUAUAUAUAGUGAUUAUUGUUGCAGUGACAAUUGUCAUGCCCAUUUCACUCUCUGGUCUUUCAUUUGUCUUUGCCUAAAUAGUUAGUGACAUUCAGUUAUUCAAUCCUAUUUUUCUGAAGCUCUGGAAAAAGUUUAAGGGGGCACCAUGCCACAGCAUAAACAUAUGUUAAGAACCAGUAGCUAAUUUUAUGGCACACAGUUUCUAGUGUGUUAUGUCCUCAAGGAGGCAGCUCAGAAGUCUUUGUGCCCUUGUACAUACAUUAAAAAACUAUAGGUUUGUUACGAGAAAGCACAAAGUGCCUGUAUAGUGCAGUUGCUUGUAUGUUUGCAGAGUAGCAGUCUCCAAAUAAAACAGUACUUCUUAGUAGAAAAAGUCUGCAAGGGUUCAGUUUUCCUUGUGUAAACACAUCUGAUGGAAUUAGAAACGUAAGAAUGACUUUUCAGAAAAUUGUCAAUAUUUUAAAAAAUAAUUUUUUGUACAGACUUAACUCUGCACAGUAAAUCACACAGUAGUUGUAUGUAUCAACUAAAAUUAAAAUCAGAUUAAUAUUGAAAUGUACAUGAGUGCAUUAAAAUGUCAAAUGAAAAUAACAAAAAAAUGUAAACCAAACACAAUGAUGCUCUUGGUUGCAUAAAUGAGCAGUCACACUGUAUGUACACUUUCUUAGGGAAGUAAUGCAGAAGUAGUGAAAGGUCUUCAAGCUCAAGUUUCAAAUCUUUAUUCACUUCUAAGGUAACUAAAUGUGCUGUGAGAUAUCUAUUUUAACUGUAUAUAUCUAGAACAGUAUUAGUCCUUGUAAUGAUAACAUACCUGUCAGUUGACAUGGUUCUUCAUUGCUUACUAGUGAGACUGCAUACCUGAAACUUACAAAAGAAUAUGGUUGUGAGGGUGUGGAAUAUUUUAUAUUAUUGAUAGUAAAAUAAAUCAAACUGAAAUAACUAAGACUGUAUUUUUAAACAUUUUUAUAUCAAAAGAAUGAAUGUACUCUUGUAUAUAUUGUAAACCUACAUGAAAGUAUUUCUUGCUAUUAAACUAUCACUUAUUCCUAUUUAAUGGAUGACCAUCCAGGAAACACUUUACAAUGUUUGAAUGUGGACCAAAAAUUCCACACAUCACAUAACUUUCCUCUUCCUUCAAAUAAAAGGGUAAAAAGUAACUAUUUCUUUAUGUAUCUCAUAAUAAAUGCUACCAAGAUUAAUGUAAUAUUUUUUCAUCAAAUUUGAAACAGAAGUUAUACAGAUUUUUAUACAUUAAAUUUCCUUUCUCAUAGAUCCAAGGCAAUGACCUAUUUAAUAUGUGAAAUGUGGACAACUAACUUUGUACACAUCAGCUUUUUAGUGAGCAGGCAUUAAAGGUUCAUGUAAAGUCGAUUUUUCAGUCAUGGCUUUAUCUCAUGUGUACACUGUGAUUCUCAGAAGUCUACGUGUAAUACAGAAACAAAUUUAUUCAUUCCUGAUGUGUGUGUUCUUGCCAGUAUAAAUUCAGUACAUUGCACAAUCUUGCCAAUGCAACAAGACUUAAUUAAGUUGCAGUGUCAGUUUUUGUAUUGAUGUAAUUUAUGUAUUAUAUUAUUUGUAUAACAUCUAAGUGAUUGUUAAUAUUUUUGCUCUAUUUA